Molecule: messenger RNA, 456 nt
Organism: Recurvomyces mirabilis
Lineage: Eukaryota; Fungi; Ascomycota; Dothideomycetes; Mycosphaerellales; Teratosphaeriaceae
Exons: 1
Coding region: 1-456 (151 amino acids)
Source: RefSeq, a predicted model, not a curated record
AUGGCCAAGAAGAUUAUACCGUUGAUUGCCUCGACCCUGGCGGUCGUCGGCGCCGUCGAUCCGACACUCAAGAUCAAGACCUUUGUGGACGUUAUGCCGCUAAAGUGGGACUUUGACCCGGUCAAGGCCUCAUACUGGACCGGUCUGCUGCAUCACAGACGCACGCCAUUCGCUGUCUCGCGGGAUGGGAACACGGGAUACAUUGCUUAUUUGGACCCCAAUGGCACGGGUGUCCAUGUCCAGCAUAUUGAGCCGUCGACCAUGAAUAUUAAGGGACCGGAUGUAACGAUCGAGAAUGUGUACGAGGCUGGCGGUAUUGUGGCAUACAAUCAUGGCUUCGCGCUGCUGGGUAACGAGCCCAUCCCAUCCACAACAUCAAAUGCUCCACCAAGCGGUACGGACUAUCCUCAGGGUACGCCAGUGCCUGCUAUCUAUCAAAUCAUCAAUGACGUUUAG